Messenger RNA from Fonsecaea erecta, 975 nucleotides. RefSeq names its product transaldolase. The transcript has 5 exons. The coding region runs from base 1 to 975 and encodes 324 amino acids. The record is from RefSeq and is a predicted model, not a curated record. Gene Ontology annotation, cellular component: cytoplasm; intracellular anatomical structure. NCBI's taxonomy places the organism in Eukaryota, Fungi, Ascomycota, Eurotiomycetes, Chaetothyriales, Herpotrichiellaceae. Gene Ontology annotation, biological process: carbohydrate metabolic process; pentose-phosphate shunt, non-oxidative branch; pentose-phosphate shunt. Gene Ontology annotation, molecular function: transaldolase activity.
AUGACUUCCUCUCUCGACCAACUCAAAGCCACUGGCACCACUGUCGUCUGCGACUCAGGUGACUUUCACACAAUUGAGAAGUACAAGCCACAAGAUGCUACCACCAACCCUUCGCUCAUCCUCGCCGCAUCCAAGAAACCCGAAUAUGCCAAGUUGAUCGACCCUGCGGUUGAAUAUGGCAAGGCUCAUGGCAAAACCAUUGACGAGCAGGUUGAUGCCACUCUCGACAGACUCCUGGUCGAAUUCGGCAACGAGAUUCUCAAGAUUGUCCCGGGCAAAGUCUCGACCGAGGUGGAUGCCCGAUUCUCCUUCGACACCAAGGCUUCGGUGGAAAAGGCCCGUCAUAUUAUCGAGCUCUACAAAUCGAUCGGCAUUGACAAGUCUCGUGUGUUGAUCAAAAUCGCUUCCACCUGGGAGGGUAUCAAGGCUGCAGAAAUCCUCCAAAAGGAGGGUAUCAACUGCAACUUGACCUUGAUGUUCUCCCUGGUCCAAGCCGUCGCCGCCGCCGAAGCUGGUGCCUUCCUCAUUUCCCCCUUCGUCGGCCGUAUCCUCGAUUGGUACAAAGCUGCAAUGAAGAAGGACUUCCCCGCCAACGAGGACCCGGGUGUCAAGAGUGUGCAGUCCAUCUUCAACUACUACAAGAAAUAUGGCUACAACACCAUCGUCAUGGGUGCCUCGUUCCGAAAUGUUGGCGAGAUCACUGAGCUAGCUGGCUGCGAUUACUUGACUAUUUCACCCAACUUGCUUGAGCAUCUGUACAACUCGACCGACCCGGUGCCCCAGAAGCUGAAGGCGGAGGAGGCCAAGACCCUGGACAUUCCCCGGCGCAGCUACAUCAACGAUGAGCCCUUGUUCCGUUUCGACUUCAACGAGGAGCAGAUGGCGGUUGAGAAGCUGCGAGAAGGUAUCAGUAAAUUUGCCGCGGAUGCCGUCACACUGAAGGGCAUUCUGCGGGAGAGGCUUGAGAAGGCUUGA